AUGAAGCCAGCAGAGAUCAGAAAUCUACAGAGACUUCUACAGCAUAGAAAUCCAACUGCAGCAAUGACCAGUACCCCAGAGCAUCUGACACUGACUCACAAGCUCAGAAAGCCUCUGGUGGAGAAGUUACGCAGAGAGCGAAUUAACACCUGCAUUGAGCAGCUCAAGAGUCUCCUGGGUCCAGAGUUCCUCAAACAGCAGCCAGACUCCAAACUGGAGAAGGCAGACAUCCUGGAGAUGACAGUUUGCUUCCUGACACAGCUACAGCAGCAGAACCAGCAGCAGAGAAACCUGCUGAACAGCUUCAGCAAGCUGCAGACUGUUUCUGAUGAGAAGCUGAGAGAGGCUGACCUCUUUCCUCUGAGUUCCACAGUCCAGACAAGCAUCACGAAAGGCAACAGCGCCCUGUGGAGGCCGUGGUAG
Molecule: messenger RNA, 423 nt
Organism: Pelmatolapia mariae (spotted tilapia)
Lineage: Eukaryota; Metazoa; Chordata; Actinopteri; Cichliformes; Cichlidae
Product: enhancer of split mbeta protein-like
Biological process (GO): regulation of transcription by RNA polymerase II; regulation of neurogenesis; anterior/posterior pattern specification
Cellular component (GO): nucleus
Molecular function (GO): protein dimerization activity; RNA polymerase II cis-regulatory region sequence-specific DNA binding; DNA-binding transcription factor activity, RNA polymerase II-specific
Source: RefSeq, a predicted model, not a curated record